AGACGAUCGGGAACAUAGUGAUUUUGGCGUCCAUUUGGAAUCAAGGCAUUAUUCCCAUUCAAGAUUAUUCUAGUAUUUCUAACAGAAGGCUUCUUCAAAAUGUUGAUAUGACAUUUCGACUUUUCUAACCAACAGAAAACUGUCAUUGAAUAGUCAAUCAAGCCAGAUACACAAUAUUUAAAAAACUAAACUAGACAAACAGGACCAAAGGAGCCAUUCAAACAGCAAGAUGAAGGGGACAAGAUUGAGUCUUACGAAGGGAUUGCCAACAUAUAACUCUUUGAGGACUGUGUACGGGCAACACCAAGUGAAUCAGUUGAAUAGGAGCGAAUCCCUCUCCGUUCCAGACGCCUCAAAGUGCCCAUUCACGCAAAGCGUUAGUCCUUCAGAAGAUCCCUUGAAGAGACCUACCAAAGCAUAUAGGGAAUCGUUGGAGAAGUACACGGGGUUGGAGAAUGCGAGACCAUAUGCACUGAUGCCCGGACCCAAAGGCUACCCCUUGAUAGGAUCAUUGCUGGAAUAUAUAAAGAAGGAUGGCUUGAAAUUCAAUAAGAUGUUUGAGGUGAUGCAGUCGAGGGCUAGGGAGUACGGUCCGAUAUACAAAGAACAUAUUGCCCAAAACACCUCUGUGGUCGUGACAGAUCCACUAGAGUACUCAAAGUUGAUGCGACACGAGGCCAAUGUAAAAUAUCCACACAGAAUCGAGAUGGAACCGUUGGCACACUACAGGAGGGUGAGGGGUCUCAGUCUAGGCCUCGUCAGUGCACAAGGAGAAGAGUGGUACAAAUACCGCAAGGUUGUGAACAAGAAGAUGUUGCGGCCAAAAGAGGUGAUGGAGUACAUCCCAGGAAUGGAUGAGGUCGCUACGGAGUUCAGCCAGAGAAUGAAGAAACUUCUAGAUUCUAAAGGAGAAGUUGAUAACUUGGAGAAUGAACUAUUCAAAUGGUCUUUAGAAUCAAUUGGUACGGUACUGUUUGAAGAAAGGAUCGGCUGCUUAAACGACCCACCUCCUCAGCUUGCGAAAGAUUUCAUCUCUAAUUUGAUGGGUUUCUUCAAGUAUCUUCAGCCACUCAUGUACAAUGUGCCGAUCUACAAGAUCUAUCCUGUAGAUAAAUGGAAGAAGUACACGGCGCACGCGGACAACGUAAUGGCCAUUGGACAACAGUUUGUUGACAAGAAAGCUGAAUCCCUGAUGCGCCGAGAAAAGGAUGGGACUGUGGCUCGCUAUGAACGUGAUGGAAGUGUACCGUUUCUCACCUAUAUGUUAUCGCAGACAUCAUUAACACUGGAGGAGGCAAAUUCAAACGUUAUUGACCUCAUGAGUGGAGCAGUAGAAACGACAUCCAAUGCUACAAUAUGGACGCUGUACUGCCUGGCAUUGAAUCCUGCGGUGCAAGAGAAGAUGCACCAGGAGACGAUCAAGGUUUUGCCCAACAAGGCCCCCAUCACUGGAAAAACACUUGCUCAACUCCCAUACGUCAAAGCAGUCCUUAAAGAAGUAUUUAGAAUCUACCCUAUUACAUAUUCGACAAGUAGAAUCAUACACGAAGAUAUAGAGAUGGGUGGAUACAGGAUUCCAGCAGGGUCACAUGUCCAGGCCAAUUUGUAUGGUAUGGGUCAUGAAUCUGCCUUAUUUCCGGAGCCUGAGGAAUUUCGUCCGGAACGUUGGUUACGAGGGAAUACAGAUCGUGAGUUACAGGCAUUUACAAACCUCCCCUUUGGACACGGAUCUCGCAUGUGUAUUGGUAGGCGCUUUGCAGAACAAGAAGUAUACAUAGCAGUAACUAAACUUAUCCAGGACUUCAGAGUGGAGUACCAUCAUGAGCCGAUAGAGCCAGUUCUGAACACAGUAAUGACUCCUGACAGGCCUGUUAAAUUAACAUUCAUUCCUCGGAACUAAUAGAACCAGUUCUUAACACAGGCAGGUUAAAUUAACAUUCAUUCCCAUGGAGCAGGACCAAUUCUUAACAAAGGUCUGUUAAAUUAACAUUCAUUCCUCGGAACAAAUAGAACCAGUUCUUAACACAGGCAUGUUAAAUUAACAUUCAUUCCUCGGGACUAAUAGGACCAGUUUUUAAUACAGGCAUGCUAAGUUAACAAUCAUUCCAAUGAACCAAGACCAGUAUUUAGCACAGGUCUGUUAAAUCAACAUUCAUCUGAACUGACUUAUAAGGUCAGUUCAUAAAACAGCCCUUAUAGAACUAACACUUCACCUCUAUGGACUUAUCAUAUCUGGGCAGACUAGAUGUUAUCACAGUUAUAUUGUUAUAUCACAGUUCUUGGUCUUCACUUCAAAAGUUCACUUAAAAGCAUCAGUAAAUGGUAAAUGUGGAAUACAUGUACCUUACAACUUUUAUACUUCCAGCAGAUUUUGUCCCCAUGAAUGAAAAUCCACCUCCUUGAUGUCUUGGCAAUAAAGGUGUAUCAAUGGAAGAUUUCUAGUCUCGAUUCCUUCAGUAAUUUUCUUGUUGAAUUCUGCAAGAAAAUAUAUCAUGUAUUAUAAAAUUCAUAAGUACAAAUGAGAUAAGGGGAAAGGCCGAAGUUUUAAAAUACCAAAACAAUUCUAAAAUGUUAUGUACAAUUACAGCCACUUGUGAUGAAAUGAGUCCCCAACAUCCCAAACAAUUAUCUUAUCACAUGCAAAAAAACAAUGAAUUGUUGAAAAAUAUGAAAUCACAAAAUGAAUGCAUAUAUGUAAUGUGUUAGUGGAGUAAGUUUGGUGUAACAUUUGUAAAAAUAAAAAAUAAUUUUUUUUUCAGAAC
Molecule: messenger RNA, 2762 nt
Organism: Owenia fusiformis
Lineage: Eukaryota; Metazoa; Annelida; Polychaeta; Sabellida; Oweniidae
Source: the annotation of a GenBank genome assembly